AUGGCGUCACUGUAUCAGAGAUUCACCGGCAAGAUCAACACAAACAAAUCCUUCCCCAACCCUCCAGAGGCGAGCCAUCUCCUCGGGCAAGGUGUCGAAGGAGAGAGGGCGGUGGAGAACCAGCGACCCGGGCUUCAGCAUCAGUACAGUCGACACUCCGAGGACGAAGAUGAGCUGGUGGGCAGUAACCCUCCGCAGAGGAACUGGAAGGGAAUAGCGAUCGCCCUUCUUGUCAUUCUGGUCAUCUGCUCGCUGAUCGUCACCUCCGUCAUCCUGUUGACACCAGGUGAGGAUGACCGCCUGGCUCUCAAAGGCAAGGUGACUGCUGGAGACCUCUUUAGAAAAGACUUCAAGGUUCAUGACCCUAACGCCAAAUGGAUAAGCAGUAAUGAGUUAUUGUACCGUAAUCGUGACGGAGAUGUCGUCAAGUUCAAUGUCGACACUGAUGACAAGACCAUCUUGGUGCAUAACAAGAAGUUUGAAAUGUACAAAGCCAGCAAGUAUGAGGUGUCUCCUGACAUGAAGCAUGUGCUGCUGGCCUACAACGUUGCACCGGUGUACCAGCAUUCUUACACGGCCUUCUACAUCAUCUGCAGUCUGGAGACUCCGGAGACAUGGAACUUGAACCCUCCAGAGGUGCGAAAUGCUCAGCUGCAGUACGCAGGCUGGGGACCUCAGGGUCAGCAACUGAUCUUCAUUUUUGAGAACAAUAUCUACUAUCGUUCCACGGUGGAGAGUCGCUCUAUUCGGCUGGUGUCCACUGGCAAAGAGGGCGUCAUCUUCAAUGGACUCAGUGAUUGGCUGUAUGAAGAGGAGAUUUUCCAGUCCCAUAUUGCCCACUGGUGGUCCCCAGAUGGUGCCAGGUUGGCAUACGCUACGAUCAACGACACCCUGGUUCCAAGGAUGGAGUUGCCCAUGUUCACAGGCACACCUUACCCAAUGGGGAAAGAGUACCACUACCCUAAGGCUGGUGAGGAGAACCCAGUCAUCACUCUGUAUGUUGUGAACCUUAAUGGUCCUCUUCACACCAUUGAGAUGAGGAGACCUGAUGAUCCCAGGAUAGGUGAGUACUAUGUGACCAUGGUGAAAUGGGCCACCACCACUAAACUGGCGAUCAACUGGCUGAACAGAGCCCAGAACAUAUCUAUACUCACACUAUGUGAGGCCACAACCGGGGUCUGCACAAAGAAACAUGAGGAUGAAAGUGAAGGAUGGCUUCACAGGCAGAAUGAGAGGCCUCUUUUUUCCAAAGAUGGACUGAAGCUUUUUUUCACCCGAGCCAUUCCUCAAGGAGGCAGGGGCAAGUUCUUCCACAUCUCCAUGUCCAUCUCCCAGCCCAACACCAGUACAGACACGCUGCAGUCCAUCACGUCUGGAGACUGGGAUGUCACCCAAGUCCUGGCUUACAAUGAGGACAGCCAGCUAAUAUACUUCUUGAGCACUGAAGAUGGUCCGAAGCGAAGACAUCUGUACAGUGCGGACACAUUUGGUUCAUUCAACCGUCGCUGUCUAUCAUGUGCCUUGUACGACAGCUGUGGCUACAUCAGCGGCUCUUUCAGCCACAACAUGAGCUACUUUUUGCUCAACUGCCAAGGCCCGGACAUUCCUUUUGUAUCCAUUUACAAGACACAGAGAGACGGAGAAAAGGUAUAUAAACUGGAGACCAAUGAGAACCUGAGGAUGGCCCUGGACUCUAUGCAGAUGCCUAUUGUGGAGUACAAGGAUAUCAACAUGGAUGACUACACUUUAUCGAUGCAGAUCCUUAAACCCGCCGGCUUCAUGGAAACAUCACACUACCCGCUGCUCCUGCUUGUCGAUGGGACACCUGGUGGCCAGAUCGUGUCAGAGCGGUUUCACAUGGACUGGGCAACAGUGCUGGUCAGCACCUUUGGCGCCAUCGUGGUGAGAUGUGAUGGACGAGGCAGCGGCUUCCACGGCACCAACCUCCUGCACCGGAUCCAGAAGAAGCUUGGCGUGUUCGAGGAACAGGAUCAGAAGGAAGCAAUCAAUUUUAUUCUUAAAGAGCCUUACAUUGACAAAACCAGAGUCGGGGCUUUCGGAAAGGUGUAUGGCGGCUAUGUGACCAGUUUGUUGGUCAGUGGGGAGCAAUCGCCUGUAAAAUGUGGUGCUGUCCUCUCGCCAAUCACCGACUUUGAAUUAUAUGCCUCUGCUUUUUCAGAGAGAUAUCUCGGACUUCCCAAACCUGAUCCAAGGGCAUACACAAUGGCAAAUUUAGCACACCGAGCAUCUCAGUUCAAGGACAAGAAAUUUCUUAUUAUCCAUCCAACAGCUGAUGAAAAAGUCCAUUUCCAACACACAGCAAAAUUCAUUACUCAACUUAUCAAUGAAAAGGCCAACUACACCUUACAGAUCUACCCAGAUGAAGGCCACUUUAUUCACAGUGAAGUAACAAGGCAGCACCUCAGCCAGUCCUUGGUGAACUUCUUUGAGGAAUGCUUCAGGCUACCAGAAAGAGUGUUUGAGGAGACUCUGGAGGAAGAUAGUGAAGACGAGGGUUAG
Molecule: messenger RNA, 2520 nt
Organism: Scomber japonicus (chub mackerel)
Lineage: Eukaryota; Metazoa; Chordata; Actinopteri; Scombriformes; Scombridae
Product: dipeptidyl aminopeptidase-like protein 6
Exons: 26
Coding region: 1-2520 (839 amino acids)
Biological process (GO): proteolysis
Molecular function (GO): dipeptidyl-peptidase activity; serine-type peptidase activity
Source: RefSeq, a predicted model, not a curated record